Molecule: messenger RNA, 2096 nt
Organism: Spinacia oleracea (spinach)
Lineage: Eukaryota; Viridiplantae; Streptophyta; Magnoliopsida; Caryophyllales; Amaranthaceae
Product: receptor-like cytosolic serine/threonine-protein kinase RBK2
Exons: 8
Coding region: 375-1913 (512 amino acids)
Biological process (GO): protein phosphorylation
Molecular function (GO): ATP binding; protein kinase activity
Source: RefSeq, a predicted model, not a curated record
AAUACACCCAAAGAAAGAUGAAUAUAAGCAGAAAUACAGGGGAAAAACAGUUGGAAACCUCCUCUCUCCCUCCACAUGUCAGCCUCCGGCAGCUAGUUCCCCUGUUAUAGACCUGGAGAGAGAAAAUGGGGUGUUGUGAUAAUCGUGAUGAAUAAGCGAUUAAUAAAAACAAACUCCAAAUAGGGUAAUGGAUUCAUCGUCAUCCCUAACAAUAUUAUUAUUGAUAAUCAGCCAAAUUUUGAGGGAAGAUAAUUGUGGACAAAUGCGUGAAAUAUCUGGGUUUUUUCAACAACCCACACGAAAAAAAAAAACCACAUUAAAAACCUUAAACAAAUUUGUCUCAAACAAUUCUCCGUGUUUUCUUGCUGUAAUCUAUGGAAGAAUCUGAAGGUUCGCAUGUCGGUUUGGUUAGCAAGGUUACUAGGAAAAUACCAGCAGUGAAGCCUUUUGUACGAAGUAGGACUAUAAGUUCUUUGUUCUCUAGAUCUGCCUCUACUCAAGACUUCAGACCCUUAGAUAAACGGGAGGACCUAAAUGAUGAUGAUUCAUCCAGAGAAAUAGAGGAACCAGGUAAGAAGUUUUUGGAUCCAGAAGGACAUUCACCGACAAAGGCUCCAGCUCGAUGUGUUCCUUCAAGACCCCGUUUUCGAUGGAAAUCACUUUUUAAAACAUGGAAAAACAAAUCAUUCAGACACUUAUCAAGUAAAACUUCUGUGAAAAAGAUACGCAGUAUAGUGGGUAGAAAUGGAGACGAUGUGCCAGUCUCACGACUCUCACCUAUUAAUGCUAAUGUGUACAAGAUGAAGGCUUCUUGGAAGGUCUUCUCCUUCUGUGAACUUCAAGAAGCAACCGACAAUUUCAGUCAAGAGAACUUGAUUGGGAAAGGUGGCUAUGCAGAUGUUCACAAGGGAUGUUUAAGAGGACAGCUAGUGGCAGUCAAACGCUUAACUACAGUAACACAUGAAGAAAGGAUUACCAGCUUUCUUUCUGAGCUUGGUAUCAUAGCUCAUGUGGAUCAUCGUAAUACAGCUAAGUUGAUUGGCUAUGGAGUAGAAAGGGGACUCUACAUUGUUUUAGAAUUGUCUUCACUUGGGAGUCUGGGAUCUCUACUUCAUCGUAAGUCAGGAAUUCCCUCAAUUUGCUUAAAAUACAAUGGUAAAAAAAAUCUUUAUAAAGGCUUCUCUUACAUAGUUUUUUUUCUUGUUUUAACAGGUUCAAGCGAAAUCUUAGACUGGGGAACUAGGUAUAAAAUUUCCUUAGGGGUGGCGGAUGGUCUUUUGUAUCUUCACGAGGGCUGUCAAAGGAGAAUUAUUCACAGAGACAUCAAAGCAGAUAAUAUAUUGCUUACAGAGAACUAUGAGGCUCAGAUAUGUGACUUUGGACUUGCAAAAUGGUUACCUAAACAUUGGACUCAUCAUAACAUAUCUAAAUUUGAAGGCACUUUUGGUUAUUUUGCUCCUGAGUACUUCAUGCAUGGCAUAGUGGAUGAGAAAACUGAUGUGUAUGCAUUUGGGGUGCUGCUUUUGGAGAUUAUCACAGGACGGAAAGCUUUUAACUGUGACAGACAAAGUAUUCUGCUAUGGGCAAAACCAUUGCUCGAUGAGCAUGACGUGGAGAAGCUUGUUGAUCCUGUGCUUGGUGAUGAUUAUGACAAAGAGGAGUUGGACCGUUUGGUCUUGACUGCUGCAUUGUGCACACAACAGUCCCCAGUUUUACGGCCCAGAAUGAAUCAGGUUUCUACUCUGCUCAGAGGUGACAAUUACUUUCCCAACAACUCAAAAGGAACCCAAACACAAACGCUGCGUAGGACGUACUCAGAAGAGCUCUUGGAUGCCAAAGAAUACAACUCAACAAAGAUUAAACUAAAUGACCUGUAUCGCCAUAGACAGGUUGCCUUUGAUUCCAUUGAAUGACUCAGACCUAAGUGGUCAUCACUUCCAAUACUUGACCGGUUCGGAAACCAUGGUUUUAUAAAUUUUCAUCCUUCUUUUUCCUGCUUCUUCUUGUAUAAUAUGUACCAACUAACAUGUCCAUUCAAAAGUUAUCACAAGUGUAUAUACUUCGUAUCAAAUAAUUGCCAUUUCAGUUGGAGUGAA